Messenger RNA from Zerene cesonia (dogface butterfly), 1907 nucleotides. RefSeq lists its product as uncharacterized. Bases 60 to 1310 code for a protein of 416 amino acids. The record is from RefSeq and is a predicted model, not a curated record. Gene Ontology annotation, molecular function: protein binding. The transcript is spliced from 10 exons. Lineage: Eukaryota; Metazoa; Arthropoda; Insecta; Lepidoptera; Pieridae.
AGUUUAAUCAAUGCUUUUAUAUUGAGUGCUUGUAAAAUUGUGUUUUAGUAAUAAAUAGAAUGGAUUCGUUUGAAGGCGAGCUCAGAGCAGGGGUGCGACUCAUUGUUUUAAAUCUACCGGAGGACGAGGGCGAAGGCCUCGGCUUCCGUUUAACAAGAACGCUAUGGGAUCCUUAUCCUUGGGUUCAUGACGUGACAACCGGAUCUAGAGCUGAUUCGGCCGGAUUGACAACUGGGGAUUGUCUCUUGCAAGCCGAUGGGAAAGAUUUGUUGGGGUUGCCAGUUGGACAAGUGGCGGGUUUAAUACGGGGUAAUGGUGCGAGUCACGGUGUGUCUCUGCUUGUGUGGAACUGUGGUGUUGACCCUAAAGACGAUCCGGAGUUAUUAUGGAGUGCUGGUGGCGGAUCCCGUGGUGAGAAGUCUCGCCGUGCUCUCUCUGGAGUGGUUAAAGCGCUCUCGUGUUGCGUGUGCGCAGCUACAGCUGUGAACGCGCUCAAUUGCGCCCGGUCACAUUUGUAUUGCGAGGCUUGUUGGACACGCUUAGAAAGGUGUGCGUUAUGUCGGGAACCUUUGCCGCCAAAAGAGUCGCCAUAUGCCAAGAAUCUAGUUGCGGAACAGGUGUUUGAAGCAAUAGCUACUGAAUACGAAAUAAAAGACCCAGCAAAGAAGACUCAGAAAACUUUAUCAGCUUAUAAUACUCCAAAUAGAUCACCCAACGUCUCUCCAUCACCUAGACGAAAAGGACAAUAUCAAUUAUCGAUGAUGAAUCGAAAUAGAUUACAAUCCAAUGAAAAAUAUUCUUCAGAUCCGAAUAUACGACGCUCAUUACUUAUAGACUGCCAUAAAGCCAACACAAAACAAAAUUUCGUAGAAAGUUCUAAUACUGGCAAUCAUAGCUGUCACUGUCACACACAAAGCGGAAGUGUUGAAAACGUCAGUUGCCAAAAUAGGCGGGAAACGAAUUGCACUGAUUUGAAUUGUAAAUGUGCUGCAACAAAAAAUGUUCCAAAAAUAAACAACGAUGAUACAGAUUGUUGCAACGGAAAUGCUACUUGCAAUAAUAUAUCAAUACAACACAAACUAGUUGCUAGAUUAAGGCAAGCGUGUUCUUUGGCCGAUUUACAAAAUUUCGCAGUUCAGAGUUGCCAUUUAUCUAAAUCUCUAAGUAAUAUUAAUUCAAACGAACAAAGUGACUGUAACGGACAACAAAGUACCUCAAUGGAUAAUUUAAAGACAAAUAAUGCUUGUGAUACGCCAGUUUAUUUACUUUCACCACCUCCAAUUUAUGUCUUAGCCUGUGAUCAUCAAUAGAAAUUCAUAAAUUAUGUAAAACUAAUAUAGUAUUAUAUUAUCUGUGGUAAAACUAAUAAAUUUGUAACUAAAUAAUGUGAGGGAUGUCUAUGCGGCUUAUAUUUAAAUAAUACUGUUAAUAAUUGUAAAAAUCGAAUGUGACAAAAUGCAUAUUACACUUUUUUUACUUCAUAACAUUAAUAAUUGAUAAAUUUAGAAAGAGUCGAAAUAAUUCAAUCACUAGACAUAAUUCAAAUCCACGUCAUUCGCAGAACCGUGGCUACGUUUCUUCACGAGUAGCAGGUGGACCCGUGAUGCCGCCUCAUUAAUCGAUUUUCUUUUACUUUUUCAGUUUCAUGUGCCUAAGGGACAUGCGGCGCCAUCUAUUGUUAUUUAAGCAUUAUUUAAAUGACGACAAUAUUGUAUCGGUGGAACGCGGCCUUUGUUGAAUCUAACUUUAAGAUUUAUUGCAUUCAAAUGUUUUGUAUGUGAGAGAAUUGGAAAAAAAAUAUAUGUAAUCUGAAUCGAUUUUUAUUGUUCUUUCAAUAUUUCUCAUUUAUGUUGCAUUUGAAAGCUAUAAAUUUCAAAAAAUAAACGUUAGUAAUUACUGAUAUUAGA